AUGUUUGGAAUUGAAAUCCAAGAAGCAGAGGCUGAGAGGCGAAGAGAGGCCAGCCGGGCGAUGGCCACUUAACAUAACCAGAGAACUAGAUUACACAGAGUAUUGUCUGUGUAGAUGCUUUCAGUCUGUUCCCAGGGCUUGCUUGGCAGAACAAAUCCCCUCUCAUAUCACAAGGCGGGGGGAGGAAUUUCCUCUAUCAUGAACUGCAAGCCACAGAAAACAAGAUAAGGUAGGAUUUUAGGGAGGGGGGGUGUUGGCACAGUAUCCAAAGGAAGUGGCGACAGCUGGGGUUUUAAAAAUUAGACAGAAGCUGUGGAUCAGAGUCUGGUCAAACAAGCUGCGAUAUUUCGAGGCUGCAAAUUUUAUAAAUGAUUCAGACAGAAGACUGGAGUGGUCAACGAAGGAAGUUUGCUUGACCUUUAACAGUGAUAUGUCAAAAGAACAGCUCCUUUGCAGUCUCAUUUCUUGCUUGGUGUUCCCCAGAACUGCUUCCUUCCAGUGCUGGAACGCUUUGAUUCCUAUUUUUCAGCCACUAGAAGGACACCACAGACGCAGUGGAGUGGACUUUCCACUUUUAAAAUUAUGCUACCGAUCUUAAAGCCACCGCUGUGCUGGGUCUGACUGCAGAGAAAGAGAGCACAGCAGAGCUUUCCAAAUUUGUGUCAUGACAUUUUAAUGUGUCGGCUUUAGUGUGUAGCUGUGUCACGUAAAUGCUCCCGGCGCUCGUCCCGGGGCUGGAAAUGGUUUAUUUUAACCUCCCUUUUGCUAGGAAAACUGAAUUACUGUGUCACGAACUGAAGCAUGUCUAAAAAGUGUAUCAGCGACGUGAAAAGUUUCGAAAGCUCUGGAGUACCGGGGGUCUGAGGGGGACAAGUAUCCCUAUCUUUCUCAGUGAGGUAGGAAGACAGCUGAGCUGCUGUCACAAAGCAAUGUCAGACAAGCCUUACCUUACAUUAUCAAUAUACUGGUAGUUUUUCUGAGCAGGAAUGUGAGCAGAUUUAUGUGUAAAUACUGCAUUGGGCAGGGAGGGGGGAAACGGAAAGAGAUGAAAAUUAUUCCAUUAAAAAUGGAUUAAAAUAUAGUCUUUUCCCUUUCUUUCAAAAUAGAGUGAUCCCCAAGAAAACAGAAGCUGGCCGUCCUACAAUAAGGCAUUUUCAUUUAUGA
Molecule: messenger RNA, 1164 nt
Organism: Podarcis lilfordi (Lilford's wall lizard)
Lineage: Eukaryota; Metazoa; Chordata; Lepidosauria; Squamata; Lacertidae
Source: the annotation of a GenBank genome assembly